AUGUCCAUGUCGGCCAAGCUUUCCUUGAUGUCUCUUUCUCGUGUGAUUGCUUCCGUGGGCAUUGCAGCCGUCAUGGAACCGAGCGUGCAGCCAUCUUAUGAGUGGAGUGCGGCUGGAUUCUUUGAUCACUUGACUUUGGCCACCUGGGUUGUGACCUUGUCCUUCACCUCAAAGAUCACGCUCUAUUUGCUGAAGUCAUUGGACGGUAUUCAGAAGAAUGUGGGUGAGGCCUUGGCAGUGAUUGUGAUCUUCUUGGGACAGAUCGCUGCAGGCUCCUCCGUCUUCAACCUUUGCGCCUUCCUGUUGGCCUGCUUGGUGGUCAUCCUGGUGCGAAUCUAUGGCCUGGCUGGCAAGGUGAAGUCCAAGGCGGCGGACGCCGUGAAGGCGGUGACGCCCGCGACUGCGCCCAAGGUGGUGGACAUCAGCAACACCUCGCCAGCCUGAGGGCCGGGCCAUCGUUUUUGC
Molecule: messenger RNA, 465 nt
Organism: Durusdinium trenchii
Lineage: Eukaryota; Dinophyceae; Suessiales; Symbiodiniaceae
Source: the annotation of a GenBank genome assembly